AUGACAAAUACCCCAAUUAAUCCUCUUCACCAAAGUGAUAAACCAAAAAUUCUCUUGAUAGGUUUGGGCGGAGUUGGAAUCAUUGUAGCCCUAGCUUUGGAAACUGCUUCAAAGUCAAAUGUAACCUGUCUAGUUCGUUCAAACUACCACCAAAUAACUCAACAUGGAUACCAAAUUAACUCGAUCAACAGGGGCAUUCUUCACAACUGGAAGCCCUCAAAUAUAAUCAAUAACAUCAACUCGGCUAAAGACUUUGGGCCCUUUGACUAUAUCAUCAUAUCAACCAAAAACAUCCCAGACUCAAAUUCAAAAUCUCACGACCUAUUACCUUUCAUCGACACAAACUCUUCUCAAAACAACUCAAUAAUCAACCAAAACACAACAAUCAUUUUAAUGCAAAAUGGCAUCGACAUUGAAAAACCCUUUUUCAAAAAAUUCCCCAACAACACCAUUCUCAGUGUUGCUGCACUCAUCGGUUCAGUCAAUAACAACUCAGUGGUCAACCACAAUGGUGCUGACAGAUUGAUUAUAGGCUACUUCAAUAACCCAAAUCUUUCUUCUGAUCUCCAGUUCCAAUCGGCUCAAAGGUUCAUCAAUACAUACAACUGCGAACAGUUCCCAGAUAACGCUGUUUACGAUCCAGAUACGAGGAAAACAAGAUGGGAAAAGUUGCUUUACAACGCCACCUUCAAUGUCAUUUGCUCAAUCUUGAAUUUGGACACAACAAGAUGUCUAAUAUCUCCAAGCAACACAAAACUAUUCGAAGACGGCAUGAACGAAAUAUGCAAGAUAGCCAAAGCUGAAAACAUCGACCUCAAUCCUCGUUUCAAAUACCAAAUGAUCUACAACAGAUUGAACUACAACUACUACACCCCUUCCAUGCUAGUCGACAGCAGAAACAACAAUCUCAUCGAAAUCGAGGUGAUCUUGGGCAACGCAAUCAAAAUCGCAAACUCCUUGAAUGUGAACGUCCCUACUCUCUCUGUAUUGUACGAGUUGGGCAAGAUGAAACAAUUCAGACUCAAAGAACUAAAUGGUCUCGUCCAAAUCGACGACUCAAAGCCCCAAGAGUCGCCUCUACCUCCAGACUUUUAA
Ascoidea rubescens DSM 1968 is the source of this 1095-nucleotide messenger RNA. RefSeq names its product ketopantoate reductase family protein. Bases 1 to 1095 code for a protein of 364 amino acids. Gene Ontology annotation, molecular function: 2-dehydropantoate 2-reductase activity. Gene Ontology annotation, biological process: pantothenate biosynthetic process. Lineage: Eukaryota; Fungi; Ascomycota; Saccharomycetes; Ascoideales; Ascoideaceae. The transcript has a single exon. Gene Ontology annotation, cellular component: cytoplasm. The record is from RefSeq and is a predicted model, not a curated record.